AUGAGAAAGCUCAAAAGGCUUCGCAAAAUGGCCCUCGUGGUGGGGCUAAUAAUGCUGUUACUUUGCCUGGCUUUCCACAGCAUCACUCCUUUUGAAACCAAAGAAACCAGCCCAAAGAAUGUUGCCAAGACCUCGAAAUCCCUUGAGAUGAUCAGAAAUGUCGAUAGAGCCGUCUUAGAAUCUUUUUUCGAUGAGUGGAAGUUUGGUCUGAAAAUGCUGGAAAAGCCCUCGGCACUUAACGACCAGUAUCGUCUUUCGAACCUGAUAAUGGAUGCAGUGGUGGACAGUGAGAAUUCGCAAUUGGUGGAUAUGUCGGAUCGAGAAUCGAUUCAGGGAUUUGUGAAAAGUAUCAAGAGUUACAAAUUCGAUCCAAGGCUGACAUUUUCGCUCUUUUAUCGCAAAAUGUCGGAGCUAGGAACCAACGAUAAGGUGGGCUUCAGUUGGCAAGAUUGGAAAAAAUUCGACUUGACGCUCUCGCAGGAUGGUCACAGUGAGGCUGGUUCUCACAGGAUAUCUUGCCAAGACAUAUUUGAAGAGGAGGUACUUCCUCAGGUUGACGAAAUACAGCAAUUGGGCGAGACGAGCGGGUUACGCAAGCGAAAUAUGUUCGAUCCGAAUAGUUCAGGAAAAGUGAAGGUAGCCACCAUAGAGGACGUUUGCAAAGACGACAAGGACUCCGAAGGGAUACUUGGGUUUACGGUGAAGAAAAUUGUAACUCAUUGCAAUGCGAAAUCGUUGCAGUUGCAAUCUGCAGGGUUUCUAAUGUCCGGCCACACACAUCCGUCUUCGCUCUUUUUCCUGCUGGAUGGGAAGCGGCAUAUUCACGUGGACGUGAAGCAGGCUCAAAAAUCGAACGGUAUGCUACAGAAUGGAUACCUUGACUCAUUCGUUGAGAUGGACUCUUCUAUGUCUUUUGAUGCCACCUUUGAUGCUUCAAAAGAGCUGGGAUUCCUACAGUCGAAAAUCAACUUUACACAACCUUCUCUUGAAUUGCAGACAACGGAUUUCAAGGACUUGCCGCUUACAGCAUUUCAAUUAGACGAAAAAGCUGUUCAGAACAAAAUUGCAACAUUAACUAGUAGAGAUCGAUUGACAAACAGCGAACAAGGCUACCUCAACUUUUUGAAAAAUGAUGCAUUUUUGAUCCAAGAAAGCACUUUUAAGUACUUCCAAGAGACUUCGAACUUACUUGCGCGACCGGACAUUUACCAGGACAACAUGGACGCAAGGUUUUUUUCAGGUUAUGUCACGUCUAAAUGGGAUAGAAUGCGAACGCUGAAUGCUCUUAUUAGAGGAUGGCUGGAAUUUUCUUCGCAGAUUAACAUUUCGUCUUGGAUUUCGCAGGAAUCAUUGCGUGGUCAUAUGUAUACAGGAUCUCAAUUGCCCUGGAGUACACUUCACGACGUUCACAUGCCCAUAAAGGAUUUACAUUAUCUCGCCGAAAAAUUCAAUCAGACGCUGGUCGUUCAGUCCGCUACAAUUGGCUAUGGUAGAUAUUUCAUUGAUAUACAUCCCUUCAUUUCAAGCCGGGAAAAAGGUUCCGGUGCAAAUGUGGUCGACGCCAGGUUCAUCGACGUUGAUACGGGGUUCUUCGUCAACAUCAAAGGGUUAGGAUUAGACGGAGAAGUGGACGUUAUAUUACAAGAAAUGAAGACUAAUCCUGAGCCGAACACGAUGGACAAAAAUCAGCGUAAAAUGUCCGUAAUGGCACGGAACGGAAGACAUUACCAGCUUUCAGAUUUGCUGCCAUUAAGGCCGUCCCGAUUUCAUGGCUUGCCCGUUCAUAUCCCAAGCAGGUCUCUGAGUCUAUUACAAGAAGAAUAUGAGCUAGGGCCUUAUUUUUUUGGCCCUAAGCUCAACGUUCACAAGCAGAGAGUUAUACCUGCUCUCAAUGGAUGGGUAGAAUUGUCGACUAUGAAAAGGAUUUGGGGUAUUAAAAUGACACAAACCAGUCACGAAAUGUCGCGGCGUCAACUGCACAGGUUUGCUCAGAAACUUCUGGACGGUUUCCCUGAUUUUUAUGAGGACCUUGUGUAUUGGAUAAAUUCAAGGAAGAUCUUCGAGCAUCGUUUGAAGGAAAUUAGUUUAGAAUUUUCGGACCUUGAAAUGGAUUUGAAAACUCGUCUGUUGCAGGAGUUGACUGCCUUUCCCAAAGAACUUGAAAGCCCAUUUGCCGACCCGUUUACCUUUAAGUUACAAGAAGACAGGUGGUAUCAAACCUUGGACUUUUUGAGAAUUGGAAUGGGAUCUGACUAUCAAAGGAAAUUGGUUCACGACAUCUUAUAUUCUAAAAUCAACACUCUCACAGAAAAAGACUCUUUUAUUUUCAAUGGGUACUUGACGUCUUCAGAUUUAGUUCGUCAUGGCGCGGCAAUUGAUGGUUUAUCACCCGACUGGAGCAUACCAUCGGUUUUUAAGAUGAACAUAGAAACGACGACUCCAUUAGGAAAUUCUGGGAAAAUAUUCAUCAAGGAUUAUAUGCAAUAUUAA
This is a messenger RNA of Lachancea mirantina, 2490 nucleotides long. Lineage: Eukaryota; Fungi; Ascomycota; Saccharomycetes; Saccharomycetales; Saccharomycetaceae. The record is from the annotation of a GenBank genome assembly.